AUGGAGCGAGAACAUGUCGUGCGUCUGUUGGCGGUGUGCCUGGCGCUGCCCUCGCUCGUCUACUACAUCCUGAUGGGCAGCGACACCAGCACCGUCAGAUAUCAUCCGCUUCCUACGGAGCAGUCGUCACCGUCACCUCCAGCGGUUGACUCUUGCGCCACGUGCGACCUGGAGUUCGAUAUUGACGUGGGUGGCGUUCGCGCAGACGACCCGGACGAGCUGUGGUGGAGCGACUGGGAGAAGGUGCAGCGCAGCCGAAGGGAAGCGCUCGCCUACGGGUGCAAGCACUACAAGAACCUCCGCGGGAAGUCCUUCUUCAAGCUGGUCACCAACCGACGCUAUCUCUACAACCUCGUGAUCGACGACAAGCACAGGACCGUGUAUUGCUACGUGCCGAAGGUUGCUUGCACGAACUGGAAGCGGAUGAUGAUGAUCCUUUCUGGAAGGACGAACAAGACCGACCCGCUUGCUAUCCGCUCCUACGUCCCGCACGUCGAGGGUGUGCUGCCAAGGCUCUCCUCGUCGCGGAUGACGAGCUCGCUGCUCCAUCACAAACUCCGAACGUACACCAAGUUCCUGUUCGUGCGCCACCCCGUGGAGCGCCUCGUCUCCGCCUACAGGAACAAGCUGGUCAUCAACUCGACGUCGGCGGCCGACUUCAAGCGCAGGUACGGCAUCAAGAUCCUGAAGAAGUUCCGCAAGGGGGACGCCGUGCAGAACAUCUCGAAGACGGGCCACGGCGUCACCUUCGCAGAGUUCGUCUCGUACCUGAUCGAGAAGCGCCACGAGAGCCCGCAGAGCAUGAACGAGCACUGGGCGCCGUACGUGGAGCUGUGCCACCCGUGCUUCAUCAAGUACAACAUCAUCGGCAAGUACGAGACGCUGGAGGAGGACGCCGAGUACGUGCUGAGGAAGAUCGGAGCGCCGCCCUCGCUGCACUUCCCGCCGCUGGUCACGUCCAAGACGACCGCGCUCGUCGAGGCGCACAUGAACACGCUCACGCCCGAGCUCAGGAAGAAGCUCUACAACGCCUACCAGCUCGAUUUCAAGCUCUUCGGGUACGAUUAUGUGAAGGAGAAAGAUUAUGUGACUCAAGAAAAUGGCAGUUAGUGCUUUUGGACAUUUGAAAGCUUUCUUUCUUUUCAAAACACUUGGAUUUACGGAUGAGUCGAUGCGUUGCGAAAGCCGAUUAUAGUUCUUUGUACAGCUAUAUUAUAUAUAUACACACAGAUGAUUUUCCUGGAUAUCGCAGUGCCAUUUUUUGCUGAUAGGUGAUAGAAAUCCGACUUCCGUUCUACUGCCGAUUUUAUAAUUUUCACAAAUAACGACAGCAUCUCUCCUUCACCAUAUUCGUUAAUGAUAUUCAGUGCCCAAGCUCAAACCUACGUGUUAACCCCUUCUCGAAAAUCUGACAUCAGUUACGAGACAAGGCACGCCAAUAAUUAAGAAAAUCAUGUGUGAUGUUUGAAAUCGAGGUAACGAUAGCUGGUAUCUUUCACUUAGCCAGAAAAUUGUCAUUAGUUUUGGUGUUGGAAAGACGGGACAACUACCAUACGUUUGGUACAGUAUUGCGGGUCUGCAUUCACCAUCUGAUGAAGGAUGAAGUCUGUUGCUGUUAGUGCAACAUUUCUGUAAGAUGUCACAGCCUUAAGAAUUGGAAGUGGCACGAUAUGUAACGGAAGUCUUUCAUGCACACUAUCAACCACUGAAGACAUUAAACAACGAACAGGAAUUUAAACAAUACCCUUGUUUCCCAUUAGGAACAUUAGGUUUAUUCACAACAUUAUUGGAAGCGUAGAUAAUGGUUUCCUAAGUAUGGUAGUUGGACCAAACCCUGCGUAAAAUCAAAAUUAAUUUUUGGAAGGUAAAUUAUAGGAUACUGCAGCGUGCAUAAUUUUCGUGGCAAGGAAAGGGUCACGUGAUCCACGCUGUGAAGAACAAUUUUGUGCAAGUAAAUACGUAAAGAGAACUUGAGCAUCUAUUUUCAUGCAGCUGUGUGAACCAUUCAUGGAGAUGCCGCAGUUGUUCUCUUUUUAAUGUCCUUUUUUAAAUCCUUACUUGGCAACAAUUUCCACGAAGGUUUAAAGAAAAAACGGCGUAUAUUUACCACUAGUCUCUUCCGCUGCCAGGUACCAUUCUAUCGAAACUGAAAGGGAAAGAAAAGGGAAGAAACCCAAGACCUUAACGACACGCGGUACAAAAGACAUAUACGGGUGCAGAAUAUUCACACACGUGGAGUUCUGGUUUGUUAUCUCUUUCAUAUAAAAGCAAUAAUUGACGAUGGAAAUGCGUUAAUAAGUGUUACCGCUGCCAGAGACUUGUGUGUGAUUUACUAUAAAGUGUUUAUUUUCUUGUGACGAUCCGCGGACGAGAGCCUAAGAAGAAAAGUUUUGAAGACAGGGUUAUUCGUUUGUUCCCUUCCAGAGAGGCUUCCUUGGAAUGAAGCCUCUUCGGUUGGGUCUUUAUGCUUUGUUCUAUAAAGUGGAAAAACUAAAUCGUAAGUGAAAUGGCAGAAAAUCAUAACAAAACUCGAAUUGUGCAUUGUACUUUUGUUUGCCAUUAUAUGUAAAAA
Penaeus vannamei (Pacific white shrimp) is the source of this 2572-nucleotide messenger RNA. Lineage: Eukaryota; Metazoa; Arthropoda; Malacostraca; Decapoda; Penaeidae. The record is from RefSeq and is a predicted model, not a curated record.